Molecule: messenger RNA, 1184 nt
Organism: Elgaria multicarinata webbii
Lineage: Eukaryota; Metazoa; Chordata; Lepidosauria; Squamata; Anguidae
Gene: LITAF
Product: lipopolysaccharide induced TNF factor
Exons: 4
Coding region: 45-500 (151 amino acids)
Biological process (GO): regulation of cytokine production
Cellular component (GO): cytoplasmic side of late endosome membrane; nucleus; cytoplasmic side of lysosomal membrane
Molecular function (GO): zinc ion binding
Source: RefSeq, a predicted model, not a curated record
ACAGCGCCGAGCAGCCGCCGCCGCCGAGCCAGCGCGGCAGAACCAUGGCAUCUCUUCCCUCUGCUCCGAAUGCCCCACCGGCCCUGCCACCUUCUUACGAAGAGACGACGGGUAUCAACAAUUCCGCGCCGUACCCGUAUCCUGCACCCGGGCAUGGCGCUGGGCCAGCGGCGAAAGGGGAGAACGUCCCUCCGUAUGCCAUGCAUCCGAGACCAGUUGCAGGACAACAGCCAAUUCCCGUCCAGGCGGUCUAUAUCCAGAACCCGCUGCUCUUCCAUGACCGGCCCGUGCAGAUGAGUUGCCCGUCCUGCAGCCGGAUGAUUGUGACCUUGACCACGUACCGCGCGGGGGCUUUGACCUGGCUCUCGUGCGGAGGCCUCUGCCUGCUGGGGUGCUGGGCCGGCUGCUGCUUAAUCCCCUUCUGCGUGGACGCGCUGCUCGACGUCGACCACCACUGCCCCAACUGCCAAGCUCUCCUCGGCAGCUACAAGCGGCUCUGAACCAGCCCAGGCGGGCAGCAGCGGGCCGGCCCGUCGCAACCCUCUUACGCUGUGCCUUUUGAGGGCGUGUGCGUGCGUGUGUUCAAGAAGACUAGACUUUGGGGAAGGGGGGAAUGUAUACCACUUCUUGGCCUCUCUCUCUCCCCAAAUGUAUGCCUGUUCUGUCCUGCAAAGAAUAUAUGGUCGAAAGCCAAUUCUGUCCAUGUUGGAUGCCUCGUGCUGCAGCGGGAGAACCGGUGCAGGCCCGUCUCUGCAUCCUUUCUUCGCACUGACAAGCAAAGUCGUUGCGAUGGGAACCCUCCACCUGUCUGUACCUGCUCAGGCCUUUCACCCAACCUGGAGGCGAAUUCCAGUACCCUCACUCCUUGGCACUUUUUCUGAGCACCAAAACCCUUGUCAAAACCCUGGUUUUCAGAUUUCUUCUAACAUGCACUCCGUCCAAAUUGCGUGGCAAAAGGAGGCACCUCAGGGCUUCUAUAACCAUUGACUUAAUUUGGAGACCAGCGUUCUCCAAAAAUAAACCAACCUUGCUGCUCCUGUAUUCAGUCAGAAUUUAGUGUAGAGAAUUGCUAAGAGAUCUUGAAACUUUUCUGUACGUGUGAAAAUAGCUUUCUGCUGUAGAAUUCCGUCUGGCCAUCUUUGUUCUGCUGUGAGCCAAAGAUUAAACGUGAGAGUGUGUUUCUA